GGGGGGGGGGGGCGCAGGGGAGGAGGCGCUGUCGGUGCGCUGCGCAUGCGCGGCCGGGAGGAGAGCGCUGGGAACAGCCAUAUCCUGCUUGUUCGUCAACUCCGCGCCUGCGCAGACGGCUGCUGCGGGGACCUGCGGAAUAAUGAGCCUGUGCCACUGCUUGGGGGGAAUCGGAGGAGGAAGACAUGCUGCCAAAUAGUGAGCUCCAGCUGCUGGUGUUCUCCUAGGGGGGCUGGCUGCGGAGUGGGGGGCAGAGUCCGGGGCGCCAUCCCCACCCGCCGCACCUGCUUGGUUUAGGGCUUCAGGGCGUCCCGGCCUGCUUUGGAGCAGGGCUUCCUGCGGCGGUGGGAGUCACUCGUAGGGCCAGGAGGACCAAAAAGAUGCAGAACCACUGACUCUGUAGCAAAUGCCCGGAAAAGACUUGGGAGUUCAUUUUUAUACUGGUGAAGAUCAACUAUAAAUUUCUUCUGCUGAAUUGUGAAAUUCUGUUUAAUCUUCAAACUGGCGAUGUCAAGGGUGCCGAGUCCUCCUCCUCCGGCAGAAAUGUCGAGUGGACCUGUAGCAGAGAGCUGGUGCUACACUCAGAUCAAGGUGGUGAAGUUUUCCUACAUGUGGACCAUAAACAACUUCAGCUUCUGCCGAGAAGAAAUGGGUGAGGUCAUCAAAAGCUCGACCUUUUCAUCUGGAGCCAAUGAUAAACUUAAAUGGUGUUUACGUGUGAACCCUAAAGGCUUGGAUGAAGAAAGUAAAGAUUAUCUUUCCCUCUAUCUGUUGCUGGUGAGCUGUCCAAAAAGUGAAGUUCGAGCAAAGUUCAAAUUCUCCAUCCUGAAUGCUAAAGGAGAAGAAACAAAAGCAAUGGAGAGCCAGCGAGCAUAUCGAUUUGUACAAGGCAAGGACUGGGGAUUCAAAAAAUUUAUUAGAAGAGACUUUCUUUUGGAUGAGGCCAAUGGACUUCUUCCAGAUGACAAACUCACUCUCUUCUGUGAGGUGAGUGUGGUACAGGACUCUGUCAAUAUCUCCGGCCAGAACACUAUGAACAUGGUGAAGGUACCAGAGUGCCGUUUGGCAGAUGAGUUGGGAGGACUCUGGGAGAACUCGCGCUUCACGGACUGCUGCCUGUGCGUUGCAGGCCAGGAGUUCCAGGCUCACAAAGCCAUACUAGCAGCACGUUCCCCGGUUUUCAGCGCCAUGUUUGAGCAUGAGAUGGAGGAGAGUAAAAAGAAUCGGGUUGAGAUCAAUGACGUGGAGCCUGAAGUUUUUAAGGAAAUGAUGUGCUUUAUUUACACGGGGAAGGCACCAAAUCUUGACAAAAUGGCUGAUGACUUGCUGGCAGCUGCUGACAAGUAUGCCCUGGAACGUCUGAAGGUGAUGUGUGAGGACGCACUGUGCAGUAACCUGUCGGUGGAAAAUGCAGCUGAGAUUCUCAUUUUAGCUGACCUACAUAGCGCUGAUCAACUGAAAACCCAAGCAGUGGACUUCAUUAACUAUCAUGCUUCUGACGUCAUGGAGACAUCAGGCUGGAAGUCUAUGGUAGUAUCACACCCCCAUUUGGUGGCUGAGGCAUAUCGCUCUCUGGCCUCUGCACAGUGUCCCUUUCUGGGACCCCCACGUAAGCGACUGAAGCAAUCCUAAACUCCUGUCUGUCACACCACCCCAUGUUUUUCUGGAAGCAGCAUCAGCUGUUGCUGCUGUAACCUUGACCACCAGGUAGACAGCGAAAUCUGUGGAGCUUUUACUCUGUUGUUGGGGGGAAGAGACUGCUUCGUGACACCCAGACUUUUUAAAACAGCACCAAGUAACUUGGGGAGAGGGGGGAGGGUGGGCCUGGGGCUCUGGGGCUGUUCAACCUAAUGAAUCCCUGUCGCUGCAUCGUCUGUGUGUUCCCUUCGACUUGGCUGAGUCAAUUAAGUACAGGGUUCGGUUUAGGCACCAACCCAAGUCGGAAUAACCCAGUAGUGGUACUGGGGAAAACGACCUCUCUGCGUCUGGCAGCACAGAACAAACCGUCAGAUGCCUGGAGCAAGAGGACAUUUUAGCUUUGGAGAGCAUUGGAGGGUUAAAAAGAAUUUCCAGUGAGGUUCUGGAAAGCAAGUACCUGAUGGGAGCUCCAGUAGUAUUUAUAUCAAAAAAAGAGAAUUUAAGUCCUUCCAGCUGAGCUAAAAACUGGACGUUUGUGUAACUCCUUAUUGCCAUCCAGCAACAAGAAGAUCAGUUUCUCUGUUAGUAGCACUUGUAUGUUAAUUGCAAAAAAGAAAAAAAAAAAGAAAAAAAAAAAAAGAAAAACCCCACCUUUUAUAAAAUGACAGGUUGAAGUGAAAGGGGACAGUGAAAGGCUGUGUGUUCUGAGGGUGUGAAUAGACUGAAGGCAGCCUUUGGCAAGUCUGUAUUGGUUUUGAAAGGACUAGAUAAUCCUUGAUCUGGAGCGUGCUGUCUGACGAGAGCAAUGGUUACUGUUUUUAGAUAUUGUGGGAAAUGUUUUUGGCAUUUUUCCCUGCUUUAUUUCCCUCCUCCCCCUUUUUAAGGAAAAAAAAAGAGAAAUUUUAUUGUUCAUGAACGCUGUGUCAAAAGUCCCUGUCCUGAGUUGCUAAAUGAUUCUUAACAACUGUUUGUACCUGACUUGCCGACUGUAUAGGAGCCAGUCUGUUCCUUUCUAUUAGUCACUCUUCUUACAGGGAAGAAGUUUCAAAAUAGCUGGUAAUUUUUUUUUUCCUUUUUGAAAAUAUAAAUAAUUACUAUUUUGUA
Phalacrocorax carbo (great cormorant) is the source of this 2742-nucleotide messenger RNA. The record is from RefSeq and is a predicted model, not a curated record. NCBI's taxonomy places the organism in Eukaryota, Metazoa, Chordata, Aves, Suliformes, Phalacrocoracidae.